Molecule: messenger RNA, 3964 nt
Organism: Cornus florida
Lineage: Eukaryota; Viridiplantae; Streptophyta; Magnoliopsida; Cornales; Cornaceae
Product: pentatricopeptide repeat-containing protein At4g04790, mitochondrial-like
Exons: 18
Coding region: 1208-3733 (841 amino acids)
Molecular function (GO): protein binding
Source: RefSeq, a predicted model, not a curated record
AUGUGAUGGGAAAAAAAACAAACAAAAAAAAAAAAAACAUAGGACGCAGCCUCCGCUAUCGCCUCCGGCUCAGGUGACACCGUGACGAGCAGCAACCAUACCCCUUUUCGUCAUAAUUUUUUGCAUUUUCACAUUCAAUCCUACGAAAAUUAAGGAUCCCUUCUAAUGGGUUGAGGACCUGAGAUACAUGCGACCAUUAUUGAUGUUAUUUGAAGUUGGCUCAGCUAGAAUUUCAGUUAAUAAUACUGUCAAAGGCUCAAAGCACUUGCCAUCAGAAUGUACAAACACAUGGAAAUCAAGAGCAGGCUUUAACAAAACAAAAGUUAAGCUCCAUUGAAAACUUCAGCAAGGAGAUCAUUCGACCAAAUUGCUUGAUUUUAGAUUUUUUUAAUAUUAUAUUUAUUGUUUGAUCGGCAAUGCUUAGUUAUUAUUGUUUCCGUAUGAUUCUCCAUCCAUUUUAUGUUAAUUGUUAUCUUCUUUCACAUGCUAGCAGGACACUCUUCUUAGGAUCUCGCGAGGUUAUUUGCCUUGAACAUUUACUUUGAUAUAAAAUUGAAUUUGGAUUUUUGUGACUAAGUUGUGUUGAAUAGUUUCUUUUAAUUUUUUUGAUGUAAACUAGAUCGUGCUCUUUUUAAAGCACCAAGACCGGGUUUUCUUUUGUGUGUUUUCAACAUUAAUAUAUUUUAUGUUCUUAUCAUCUCAUAUUAAUGAAAAUUCCGCAUUCUUGUAAAUUUUUUGUGCCUGUGAAAAUUUUGCACUCUUUAAUUGAUAGAUUUAUUGUUAUUAGUUAUGUGUCUUAUGCACUUUGCAUAGGCGCACAAUUAUUUAUUGGUGGUUAUAGAUUUAUAGUUAUUAGUUAGUUGUCUUAUGCAAAUUGCACAAGUGCACUGUGCACAAUUAUUUAUUGGUGGUGAUAACAAUAUAUAGUUAUUAGUUAGUCGUCUUAAGCGCAGUGCACAGACACACAAUUAUUUAUUAGUUAGAUGCCCACUGUAUAGACGCACAAUUAUUUAUUGAUGGUGAUAAAUUUAUAGUUAUUAGUUAGUUGUCUUAUGCAUAAUGUACAAGCGCAUAAUUAUAUUAGCUAUAGAAUUUGAAAACAUCUAGUGAAAAUUCCGCACUCUUAUAAUUUUUUUUUUUUUGCGCGUGUGAAAGUUGCCUAGGGCCUCUCAAAAUAUUUGAAAUCUCAGGGCCGGCCCUGUGUGAAAUGCCUGCCUCCAAAGCUAAAAAGCUAAGUUCGCUGUUCCGUUCCGCCAUUAAAACCACCUCCAGAGUCGACGACAGAACCCUAAAACAGUUCGUCUCAUCCAUCGAUUCGUCUCCUGCCACUCAACGUUCCAUUAAGAUUAGGUUACCGCAUAAUAAGCCACUGUCUCCAUCCAACAACUUCGAUGCAGCACCGUCACGUCGUCAUGCAGAGCAUUCAGCGAAGCAACUAUCAAGGGAGAUAUCUGCCUUAUUAUGUGGUGGUAAAGAUUCGGAUUUGGUUAGUUCACCUGAUUCACAAGUGAGCAAUUCUCUAGAAAAAGUUCUAGACAUACCAUGGUUCUCAAGCUUGUCACACAACAACAUCUCACUCCAACGGAAAGAAAUAUCACGUGAAAGAAAGCAAAAGUGGGUUUUUAAGAGUUCACAAACUCAUCGUUUUGGGCGGUUGGUUAGAAUGUGUGCAGAAAAACUGGGUACAGAUGCUACCAUUCAGGUAUUUGGUAAAUUAGGACGAGAAACAGGUAUUAAAGAAUACAAUGCAUUAAUAGGACUUUGCGUAGAGAAGGCUAAGAGAAGUAAGGACGAAGAAGUUUCAUUACAACAGGCUUACAAGGCUUUUCAGCUGUUUAAGUCAAUGAGGGAACAGGGAUUUCCGCUUGAAGAAGAAACUUAUGGUCCCUUCCUUGUGUAUUUGAUUGACAUGUGCAUGGUAGAAGAAUUCCAAUUUUUUUGUGGAGUAAUCAGAGAUGAGAAUCCUAAUUCACUUUCGAGAUUAGCUUACUACGAGAUGAUGCUUUGGAUUAGAGUUGAUAACGAAGACAAAAUUCAAGAGCUAUGCAAUUAUAUUCCCGCUACUGCUGAUGGUGGCAAACCCAACAUUCGAGAGAAUUAUUUGUUAGCUUUGUGUGAAAGUGACCGGAAGAAGGAGCUUUUGCUGCUAUUAGAUAUUGUUGACAUAACGAGAAUUUCAUCGCCAGACCAUGUAGCAACUAUUUUCAAAUCCUUGGGGAGGCUUCUUUUGGAGCCCUAUGCAGAGAAAUUCAUUUUGGCAUUCAAAACCUGUGAUAAUGGAGCUGAAAAUAUCUCAAACUUCAUCUAUAACUAUGCAAUUAGCAUGCCAAAUUUAGCGGUUGAAGAUGUCAUUUUGACAUUCAAAAAUUUGCAUGCAAAGUUGGAGGUGACGCCUUCAUCCAUAUCAUUUGAGAAGCUCAUUAAAUUUUCUUGUGAUUCACUCAAGGUACAUGUGGCUCUUGAUUUAGUUGAUCAGAUGUUGGAAGUAGGUUUGACCUCGUCAAUAGGGAUGUUUCAUUCCUUAUUAGAAGCAUGCGAAGAGGACUGUGAGUAUAAUUUGGUUCGGCGAAUCUAUUCAGCUAUUUGUCGCCAUAAGUUGAAACCAAAUUGUGAGACCUUCAGGAUUAUGAUAAAUUUGUGUGUGAGAAUGAAAGAUUUUGAUGGUGCAUAUGGCAUGAUUGUUGAUCUGCAAAAAAUGAAUUUGACGCCCACAGCUAGCAUGUACAAUGCUAUAAUGCUUGGAUACUUUAGAGAGAAAAACUUUUAUGGUGGCUUGAUGGUUCUCAAGCAAAUGGAAACGGCAGAUGUUAAACCAGAUGCUCAGACUUUCAGCUAUCUUAUAGGCAAUUCUGACCGCGAAGAGAAUAUAAUUAAGCAUUUUGAAGAAUUAAAGGAUGCCGGAGUUCAAGUUACAAAGCAUAUUUUUAUGGCACUUAUACAUGCAUAUGCAGCUUGUGGACAGCAUGAGAAGGCAAAACAGGUAGUCUUGGACAAAGGGAUACCUGUCAAGAACUUAAAUGAAAUUAAAAGCGUGCUUCUCAUUGCUCUUGCAUCACAUGGUCAAAUGUCUGAUGCACUUAACAUUUACAAAGAAAUCAAAGAAGCAAAAUGCAAGCUUGAGCCCAAAGCCAUUAAAUCUCUUAUUGAUCAUCUUCAAUCUGAAGGAGAGUUAAGUAGAUUGCUUCAGCUACUUGAGGAGUUAGAUGAUUCAGAUUAUUGGCAUGAUGGAUGCUUUAGAAUUAUCUUAUAUUGUGUUCAACACAAGCAUUUAAGUUCUGCCAUUGAUUUGCUCAAACAACUCAAGGACAAGUUCUGUAAUGAUGAAGUGGCUACUGAAGUUUUCUUAGAUGAGGUAUUUUGCCAAAUAGCAGAGACAGAACCUCCAGAUUUGCAGAUUGGCCUGGAUUUGCUUCAAGCUAUCAAGGAAGAGCUUGACCUUCGCCCUUCACGAAAAUGUCUUGAUUUUCUCCUCAGUGCUUGUGUUAAUGCCAAAGAUGUACAUGGCUCUCUCUUGAUCUGGAAAGAGUAUCAGACUGCUGGCCUUCCUUAUAAUACCUUAAGUUUCUUAAGGAUGUAUCAGGCCCUUUUGGCUUCAGGAAACCAUAAAUCUGCGACGAAUAUGCUAAAACAUAUACCAAGAGAUGAUCCCCAUGUUCGCAGUGUCAUUAAAGCAUGUCAAGCAACUUACAGCAAGUUCACUUCCGAGAAAGGGAAUAAGAAGAAUAUAAGAUGAACAGUGAAGAAAUGAGUCUGUGAAUGCAAAUGAAGAAAAAAGAGAUAGAGAGAGAUUAAUGUCCAAUCCAACUUAUAGCAUAUCCAAAGCCUUUUAUUCGGAAAACGUUAUUCAUAUAUUAUUGAAUCAUACCAUGAGGUAGUUGGAACCCCCAUUUUACCAUUUUUGCUGCUUUUUUAUCCAUAUAUAUUUUUUAUUUAAAAGGGGAAAAAAAAAAAAAAAAAUACAGAA